Ectocarpus siliculosus is the source of this 2412-nucleotide messenger RNA. NCBI's taxonomy places the organism in Eukaryota, Phaeophyceae, Ectocarpales, Ectocarpaceae. The record is from the annotation of a GenBank genome assembly.
AUGACACCUCAGGUACCGGGAGCCCUCAAGCUUCCUUUCGUUGCAGCCUUGGCUUUGGCGUUAGUCCUCCCGGCAUCUGCCAUCGACGGGUCCGUAGUGGGAACAUCCUGCCACCGCGAAGCCACGGCCUGCGACGCCAACGCGGAGUGCUCGACAUGUCGGGGUGGACUGGAGCGGGGGAUGCUCGCGACGGAAUGUCAAGGCUAUUCAGGUCUCUUGGACCCACGACGCAGCUUCUGCAAAGUUCUUGAGGCAUCAUACUGCUGCAACGUGGGGGAGAGCGGUCAGACUCAGGCCUGUUUGGCGGAGGAUCUGAUUAUGGAAUACUUGGAGUGCCUGCUGGGCGGUCGGGAGUGCUCUACCAUAGAAGAUAUGCCCUGCUACGGUGAGGAGUCUCGAGCUUCGGUGCCGCGCGAACUCUCAGCCGCAGGAGAGGACGAAGUGUCUUCUGUCGACGCCGGCUACGUCGAGGACAGCGGCAGUAGCCCAUCGCCUUCGUAUCCCUUGACCACGACACCUGGUCCUACCUCGCAGCUAAAGUUUUUCACCAGCGCGACCGGUUCUCCGACAUCCAUGGCGGUCGGGUUGGAGGGGGGCUUGGGAACGGGGGUGGUGAAGGGGACGUUGUCUGCGAUGGGUGUGCCGAUGUCUUUGAUUGACGAGGUCGGGGAAAAGGUCGCCGUUCAAGAGGAGACUCUCUCCCCGGCAGCAAGCGUGCUCGGCGUGGAUGUAGAAAACCUAUCCUUCGACAACCUGCGCUACUUCCAGGGGGCGGAAUCUGAAGUGUCAAUCACUGUCAACCCCGAGUUUCUCGUGGACCAGGAUGAGAUUGGCGGGGGGACCACUACCGGGGUCGUGGGCGCUACCGGUGAUGCAGAGACCCACCUGAUGGCAAAGUCCACAGGAUUAGGCGAGAAGAAAUCACCGCUCCACACAAGCGGGAACCGCCUCUCGCAGAGUUAUGCCCAAGAUCUGGUGCAGCUGUACGCUGAGUUUAAGGAUUCCGACGUUAGCUCCGACAACGCGGCAAGCGACUUUACCCGCGAUCACUCCAAAGCUCAGACCCAGAAACACAAGAUGAAUCCCCUCUUCGUUGACGACAGUCGCAACCACCGCAACCAACAACGGAGUCUGCCGGGUCAAAUUGCGGAAGGUGUAGAGGUGAAGGAAGCAGUGGCAUUGGGGAAAUCUCACGAGAGUGCCGCCGCCUCAGGCAACAAAGACCCUGUCGCGUCACGGCCGUCUCCCGUUCAGGAGAAGGUUUUGGACUCCCAGACCCGUUGCAAGAACGGAAGUAGCGACGAACGUCCUACAACUGCCACCGUUCCAUGUCUUCCCGCCUCUACAGCCACCGCCGCGAGACAACCAGCAAGCGCUACGAUCACGUCUUCACGACCUCAUCUCGUGGAAGGCGAUAGGUUGGGGACUUUGGCCCAGCAUUGCUCAGUGACUGGCGAUGGUGGAAUGGCGAUAGCCGUCCAGCCGGGAGACGGUCUCGCCUCUACAGCCACCGCCGCGAGACAACCAGCAAGCGCUACGAUCACGUCUUCACGACCUCAUCUCGUGGAAGGCGAUAGGUUGGGGACUUUGGCCCAGCAUUGCUCAGUGACUGGCGAUGGUGGAAUGGCGAUAGCCGUCCAGCCGGGAGACGGUCUCGCCUCUACAGCCACCGCCGCGAGACAACCAGCAAGCGCUACGAUCACGUCUUCACGACCUCAUCUCGUGGGAGGCGAUAGGUUGGGGACUUUGGCCCAGCAUUGCUCAGUGACUGGCGAUCGUGGAAUGGCGAUAGCCGUCCAGCCGGGAGACGGUCUUGACCUCACGGCCGCCAAAACCACGGUCGCCAGCGUCGACCGCCCCGGCAGUACGGGCCGACGAAGCCCGGACGGGCGAGGGAGAGAAGCCGGCGCGGCGGUCUGGGGGUCCCCAGCGAUCGCACAUGACCGCGCCACACGAACGCCGAAUGGCGCUCACCAGCAGCAAACACGCGACUGGGGAGAAGCUAUUGAGGCGGCAGCGAAAUCCGUCCUGGAUGAGAACGGAGCGAACGGGGCUCGGCCAGCCCCAGUCGAGGCUUACGAGGCUCUCACGGCAAACGCCGCCGGGGUGCAAGACGCGGACUCGGAGCGGUUUCCCUCUCCCCUGCGCGACGACGUCACCAACGACAACCCGCUCGAUCCCACGGAGCCCCAAGAACAGACCAUCGGUGUUGCUGUGGUUCAGGUCUACGGCAGCAGCAAAACGGGCGGCUUCGGAGGACGUGGCUACCGCGAGGGAAGCAGGAAGGGAGAGCGUCCUACGACACCGAACCGCCGGUCGGCUCCGUCGCCAAUCCGCGUAUUCGCCACCGCACCACGGACAGCGACAGCGUCCUCCCGGCUCGGCGCGGGCCGUCCACUUCUCCAAUCAUAA